UUUACUUUCGGUAGGAUAUACACACGAGACGCCUCACUCCCACCACUCUUGCCUCACUGCAAGUUUAUCAAGUGAUACGAACCGAGCCCGGAGUCAUUCUGGAGAAUUUCGUUGGCAGGUUGACUCAAGAGCUGUGCAGUUUCAAUCACAUACCGUGGAAUUGCCGAUACUUCUGAUUAAUUGAUUUAAAAUUAUGGUCUUCUCGUACUAGAAACCUUUGUUGUACCGGUUAUUGAGUAGUAAUUACAAUAAACGGUUUUUGCUAAUGGUAAAACAUCAGUGCAAAAUUGUGUACAUCUGAUACUUUGAAGAAGACGUCGUCUUUUGUUAUAUAACACUUCUACGUCGAAUACACUGUAACGCGGUUGGAAAGUUUUCACUCGUCGUUUUAUUCUUCGUCUCAGACUCGUAACUACAGUGAUCAUAAUGAGCAACCGAAAGAGAAUGCCGUCUUAUCGGCUAUGGGGUUCGACCGAGGAUGGCGAAGUCGAAUUCGAGUCAUUGACCACCGAGACACUCGAAGAUGCUCUCCAGAUGCUAAGGGACUCCUUCUUCAAGGACGAGUCUAUCUGCCAAGGCGUCGAUCUGCUUUCCGAACCCGGAGCUGCGGACGAGCUUAUAGAAUUGUGCAGACUCAGUGCUAAGGACGGAGUUAGCGUUGUAGCAGUUGAAGUCUGCACAGGACGAGUAGUCGGAGUUUCAUUUAAUAAAAUUCAGACGCUUGCGGUUCCCGGUGUUAAAGGAUUCUUUGAAAUCUUUGCGGAAAACUGCAAAUGCGACUCGUCUCGAGCACUGACGGACUUCAUGGUGGACGUCGACUCGAGGCUGAACUUGUUCGAGCACUACAACGUUGACACCUUAUUGGAAGUUAUGUUUUUAGGCACCGCAAUUUCGCAUCGGCGACGGCGAAUCGGCGAAUUGAUUGUGGCAGCUUCUAUUGAACUAGGAAAACAGUUGAAAGCUGGAAAAGACGUGAAAACUCCUGUUGAAAUUCACGGUGUCGAAAGCAUCGCGAACAAGGAUGCAGCGCCUAAGCUUUGCUCCUUGAUUUGUAGCUCUCUUUACUCUUAUAAGAUUUGCAAAAAUCUUGGAUUCGACACCCUCGUCACCGUUUCUUUGGCGGAUUACGAAUUCAAGGGGAAAAAAUACAUCGAACGAAUACGCGACAACAAACAAAAGUCCGCUUAUCUUGUUGCUAAGCGGUUGUAAUCAAUUUUAAUUUUCAUAAAUUAUACUACGAUAAUUAUACUUGGAUUAAAAAGUGGAUCAAAUAUGUGCCGAUAAUAUUUACGGAAACAGUGCGAAUUUCUUGUUUCAGAAAAAAAUUCUUUUCUGUACGGAAGAAAAACGUAUAUUUUAAUUUUUCAACUGUAAAAUAUACUAUUUUUAUCAAUUACCGAUUGAAUGACCUCCUCCACCGCCGAUUUAGCGCUUUUAAUUCGUAUUACUUGCAUUUUUGAUCGUAAUAUCGCUGAGUUUGGUUAACUGAAGACGGUACAAUUACAAGUUUCAUAUUUUACGGCUCUUCGAAAGUUGGAACUACUUAAGCACGUACGAAGAGAAGCUUGGAAUCUUAUAAUAAUUCAUGUAUAAUAUAGCUGUUGCAUUAUAUUAUAUAAAAUCUGAAUUGGUAAUGCGUCGGAGAACGUAAUUUGAUUUUUAAAUAAACUCGUUUAAAACUU
Neodiprion fabricii is the source of this 1682-nucleotide messenger RNA. RefSeq names its product arylalkylamine N-acetyltransferase-like 2. Gene Ontology annotation, molecular function: N-acetyltransferase activity. The transcript is spliced from 3 exons. The record is from RefSeq and is a predicted model, not a curated record. Bases 427 to 1209 code for a protein of 260 amino acids. Lineage: Eukaryota; Metazoa; Arthropoda; Insecta; Hymenoptera; Diprionidae.